AUGCAGAGGUUCGUCGGAACAGAAGCGCCCGCAGCAGCAGCAGCAGCAGCAGCAGCAGCAGCUCAGACGUCCUUCAGCUUCUUCUUCUUCUUCUUCUUCUCCGGGUUUUUCUCUUCACUCCUCGUCGGUAUCCGUGAAAAUUUCACUCAUAUCAGAGUCGUGGUGGAUAAAACAGGAUGUCAGAGGUUGUCUUGCAAUGUAAGCUGGGCAUGGUUCGUGUUGUGGGCUGGAAGUGCGGCGCAGCAUUUCUACUCCAAUCCCCCCAAAACCGUUCCAUGCGUAAUGUGGCUGCGGGAUCCCCCACCGAAGAAAACCUCCGGGUCACGGACAGACAGAGGUCUGAAAACCGGGUCCUUAGAGUGGAUUCUUUCCACGGAACACCAGGAUACUACCAGCUUUACAUUACAGCGGCUGUAG
Xyrichtys novacula (pearly razorfish) is the source of this 417-nucleotide messenger RNA. The record is from the annotation of a GenBank genome assembly. NCBI's taxonomy places the organism in Eukaryota, Metazoa, Chordata, Actinopteri, Labriformes, Labridae.